Coregonus sp. 'balchen' is the source of this 1944-nucleotide messenger RNA. The record is from the annotation of a GenBank genome assembly. Lineage: Eukaryota; Metazoa; Chordata; Actinopteri; Salmoniformes; Salmonidae.
GUUACAACAUCGCUCUCUGCACUACAAUGACACUUCACUGGACUAUGCAAUAAGGAUUUCCGUCUCUGCAGUGAUUUGUCGCGCCCUGAGGGGACCGUUAUAUUGACCAAAAAAGUUUUAUACCAAAGUUUCAGUCCCAUAUAUUUUUCCAAGAUGCCACGAUCGUUUCUUGUCAAGAAACAUAUUAACUCCUCUAAGAAGCCAAAUUAUAGCGAGCUGGAAAGCCCUACAGGUAAAGCAAAAAAGUUUUCUAAAUCCAUCGCUCAACAGAUGCAUGGAUUACACUGACAUGCAACAAAGUUGUUACACGUUUACAAAUUGACAGCGGUCAGGCUAUUAUCCGGAUACAUAGUUUCAUUGUAUCCGGAUACAUAGUUUAAUUGCAUCUCUAUGUCAAAGUUAUUGCUACUUUGUAACUUUCCAAUCUGUGCUCUUCAAUGAGGAGAUGUUAUUCAGCUCUUUUUUAAAUAAAUAAUACAUGGACAUACAUAGGCCUAUUAUUACUGUGCAGUGAAGUUAUUUUUAAUCACCUAAUGUAUGAUUUUCUUUCUAUUUUCAGUAUUUAUUUCACCGUAUCUCUACAAAGGCCUCCCAUUGCCUGUCAUUCCUCAACCGGAGAUCCUUAGCUCGGUCGCGUACAACCCUAUCACAGUAUGGACUACAAGCAGUUUUCCUUUAUCUCCGCUUCCAAAUGACCUCUCUCCCAUCUCUGGAUACCCCUCAUCGCUCUCUGACACCUCAUCCAAAGACCACAGCGGCUCCGAGAGUCCCAGGAGCGAUGAAGACGAUCGGAUGCUUACCAAACUUACAGAUCCUCAUGGAGCGGAGACAGAGAAAUUCCAAUGUAGUUUGUGUAACAAGUCCUAUUCCACGUAUUCUGGACUGCUAAAGCAUAAGCAACUGCACUGCGACGCUCAGACGAGGAAAUCUUUCAGUUGUAAAUACUGCGAAAAGGAGUACGUCAGUCUUGGAGCCCUAAAAAUGCACAUCAGAACUCACACUUUGCCUUGUGUCUGUAAAAUAUGUGGCAAAGCUUUCUCAAGACCGUGGUUGCUUCAGGGACACAUCAGAACGCACACUGGUGAGUAGCUGUAAAGAUUUGGAGUGCCAUUACUGUACAAUAGUCUACUUGGAAAUACUGAAGAUAGCUGCAUGGUGGGCUAUUUCGUUUUAGGAUAACUUUGUGCAACAGUUUAUGGAAUAUAUAAUUUAUGAUAAGGGGUUUUAACAGUCUUUAUUCAAUGUAUGUAUUAUAUACAUUUUGCAAAGUGCAUUGCAAUGCCUGUGUAAAACAGUUAUGUGUUAUGUGGCAACUUAUGUUAAAGGUGUGGUUUUCAGACUACUUUGAAGUUCCAUGUUGUACAACAUUUUAUGUUCUGGUUUAUACUUUUCACAAAGUAAAAGAUUUAGGCUUUUAUGUCAAGCCAUAUCUCAUGCUUGACAAAAAGUCAGGGAAGAAGGAUUUUGGCUCUAGUAUUUCCUAACCUUUACAGUGCACAAUAAGAGUAACUGUACCAGUCCAUGUGCUAGUUAAGUUAUUACAGUUGAUUAUGGAGUAAAUAGCCCUACAUUAUUAGGCCUAUGUCAGUUUAGUGGAGUGGAUAUUUGUGUCUGUUUGUAUCUCUUAUCCGCCUGUGAAUACUGACACAUUUCUUCCCCUUUGCCCUCUUACAGGAGAAAAGCCAUUCUCCUGCCCCCAUUGCAGUAGGGCUUUUGCGGACAGGUCCAACCUCAGGGCUCACCUACAAACCCAUUCGGAUGUGAAAAAAUACCAAUGCAAGAACUGUUCCAAAACCUUCUCCAGAAUGUCUCUUCUGCACAAGCAUGAGGAAUCUGGUUGUUGUGUAGCACAUUGAGACUGCUGAGCUGGGAUACAGUGCCACCACCAGAGACCUCUGGUACUUUCCAGUCCUCAAGAACUGUUCAGGGGAUAUUACAUACUGA